Messenger RNA from Batrachochytrium dendrobatidis JAM81, 3052 nucleotides. RefSeq lists its product as uncharacterized. Gene Ontology annotation, molecular function: dynein intermediate chain binding. The record is from RefSeq and is a predicted model, not a curated record. Gene Ontology annotation, cellular component: cytoplasm. The transcript is spliced from 11 exons. The coding region runs from base 131 to 3052 and encodes 973 amino acids. Gene Ontology annotation, biological process: cilium movement; inner dynein arm assembly; outer dynein arm assembly. NCBI's taxonomy places the organism in Eukaryota, Fungi, Chytridiomycota, Chytridiomycetes, Rhizophydiales.
GAAUCUACUAAAUAUUUAUUAUUUCAAUGCAAUCGAAUAACUUGCAAGUUGUGUAGUGAAUUCUUGUAAUUAACUUGUAAUUUCUGAAUGUCCGCACUUGACUUUAUAUUCAGCUUUUUUUUGGUCUGCAAUGGCCGACUUGUCUGCCAAGUCUUUUGCUGUCAUGUCUGCAAACCCUCAAACAGACCCAUUUUUACAACAGUUUGAAGAUAUCAUUCAGACUAUUCAGCGAGAUAUCAAUGUGCUGGGUGAACCAACUUCAGACAGAUCUGCUAAACGCAGAGCACUCGAACAUAUUCAGUCCGAAACUCUGUUGAAAAAACCAGCUUUAAAUCCUCAAGUUCUUUUCAAAGUAUUCUCAUCCAUUACACGGUCUACUCUUCGUGCAGUCUCCGAUCCUGUUGAAAAAUGUCGUGAACUGAGCAUUACAAUUAUAUCCGGAUUUGUAAAGAACGUAGAUGAUGUGAUACCAUUCCUACCGUAUAUUAUUCCUACCUUUACUAGCAGAUUGGCUCAACCUGAAAUCGUAGAGCCUGCAGAAGAACUUCGUCUGUUGAUGACUCAGGCAUUGCUUGAUAUUGUCAAAAAAUCCAGACAUGGCUUUGCUCCCUUUGUUGAAGAUACAAUCAAAAUAUUGGCUCGGACGCUCAUGGAUACUUACCCAGAGGUCAAAAAGGAAUCGUGCAGGUUGGUUAUCGAGUUGUGCAAGUUUAAUGUUAAACCCGUUGCAUUUCAUGGAGAUGCACUAGCCAAGGCAGUAUUGCCUGUGCUUCAUCACCGUCACUCAAGCGUUCGGAUUAUUGCUAUUGAAGCAAUUGGUGCAGCAAUUCUAGUUGAUGCAAAAGGACUGGACGACUGCCUCGAUACGUUGCGCUCAAUGAGUAUGGACAAGGCACCACUUGUACGAGAAACCCUCUACACUAUAGCUCAUAAAUGGAUGCUGGAGUUGAUUGACCGCUACACCUAUGGGUACAAGAUUCUCCCCUUGUUGCUUUGUGGAAUGACGGAUGACAUGCCAAAACUACGUGCCAUGUCUGUCAAGUUUAUGGAUGAAAUUGGCGCAUUAUAUGAAACGGAAUGGGAGUCGCGUAUCAAAGAUGAAAUGGACUACACUGAUGGGUGGAGUCAUCUUCCUAUUCAUUGGUUGACGCUUGCAUUUCAAUUUCCAGAUCGCCCACGUGUUGGAUCUCGACACCUUGCUCGAGACAACAUGCAGAAAGUUGUAGCCAAAAUUGUUGAGGGUAUGGGCAACUGGACUGUCGAGGUUCGUAUAAAAUCAGCUCAGAUGCUUGGGGCAUAUCUAACCCUGACUGAAGAUCAGAUCACUGGAUAUGUUGGUGUCAUAUUGCCAAUACUAUACAAAAUUCUUUCUGGAGAUGAUCCAUUAGUUAUGGAAGAGGCGGCUCGUGUUGCAAGUAUCCUUGGCAAUUAUGUCAAUGCUGAUGCAACGCUCUCACUUUUGUUGCCACAACUUGCCAUGGGAGGAGGUAGUACCACGAGUUUUCGACUCGGGUGUUCCCGCACUCUGCAUGGCCUUAUUCAUGGGGCUUCGACUACUAUUUCAGCCCAUGCUUCUCGCAUUGUAGAUGCUUUGGCAGACAAAGAUCUUGUUUUAAACGAAAAUAUGCUGAUCCUUUACGAGAUCAGUCGGUGUGUGUGCGAGCUGCUUUUAAAGGUUACUACCAUAGAUCAAGACGUGUCAUUUAAAGUUUUGAUGAUUUUGGCUCAAUUGGAAAGUGUUGUUGGGGAUGAAAAUAUGCCUGGGUAUACCAAUAUGCAAAAAAAGAGCUAUUUCAAGCAGUGUUUGACCCAUUACUCCCUUUUAUCUACUGCAAACCAGACAAACGAAUCUCUUGUUAGACUUUCUAGCCUAUGCCAAGUCAGCAACGUGGAGAGUUUGUAUGGACUCUUUUUUGAAAAUGCAAUUGAUACGCUUACAGCAACGCAUACUUCUUGGACAAAGCACUCGGCCGAGCUUCGAGUCUUGGAGACUGUUGUUUUACGUGUUGGAGUGGCCAUUGAACCGCAUCUAAGCAAAAUUCUUCCACUUGUCUGCUACUGCGCUUCAAAAGAAAGGGAUUAUGAAGUUCGUAAAAGCGUGCUGCUACUCAUGAUCAAGCUUGUUCAAGUUUUGAAAGCAUCACCUAGUUCGGGUCGAGCACUAUCUAAUGACUCGGAGACCUUGCUUAGAGGUAUUAUUAUUCCUAAUAGUAUCUGGCAUACCGGCCGAAAUAGUGCACUAUUGCGGAUGCAUGCCAUGAGUCUUUUACUUAUCAUAUUAGAACCUAGGCUGAAUUCUGUUCAAGCCGAUGAGCAAGAAUGUGUUGGGUUUUUAAACGUAUCUUUGUUAAAUACAACAUUGGAGCGUGACUUGCUGCCCAUCUUGAUCAGCAAUAUUGAGGACGAUGAAAUCGCAACACGUAUAACUAGUUUAAAAGUAUUAUCAACUCUCCUUGACUCGGAUAUUGACUGGAAUGGCUCUACACUUAAAAAGCUUUAUCUUGAACUUCUCAAGCGUCUUGACGAUGCCCAAGAUAAAAUUCGUGUUCAAUGUGCCAACAUAUGGCCAGUAUACUUUAAUUCUGUUUGUCGAUGGCUAGCUAAGAUGGCAUCCUCCUAUCCGAUCGACACUACAAACAAACUGACUUCUAUUCCCGGUGCUGACGGUGGUGUUGUUGAAAUCGCAUUGGAUACCGUUCACUGGCAGACAAUGAUCAAAGGUCUUACUAUUCAUCUUGAUGACACCAACCCAGAUAUUCAGGAUGCUAUCUUGAAUGCGCUAAAAGCUGGUGCUCAAAAAUGCAUUCCUAAAGAAAUGCUUUCUGAACAUCUUCAUUCCGUGCGUGCCAAACAUCGAACCACUAGAUAUAUUGAUGACAUUCUUUUGUUGGCUGAAACGACCCAUAUAGAAAUGGGGUUGGCUGGUUAUUGUUUACAAUCAUAUUCAUCUAUAUGCAACAUUUUAUACAUUUACCUUGCAGUCAUUGCUCGGGAGAGUUCAAGCAUCAACACUAUGGAGCAGCGCAAUCCCAAUCCACGCGACAUGUGUUAA